ACGAAAACGAAAAAAUAAACAUACUCUGAUUCGCUGUAUAUCCAAACACCAAUACAAGUACCAGCAAACAAAAAAUAAAUGGAUGUGUACCAAAGAACCGAAAGCUAGUUGCCAUCUAGAUUUUGAAACGUCCACAUCGUAAAUGUACACAUUCAGCUCGUAUCACUCACUAAUUUGUCUGUCAUUUCAAGGCUACAAUCAGACUUUUUUGAGCGGAGAAACUUUAACGUGAUUUAGAUUAAACGCUCGCAAAAGGAUACCAGAGCAAACUUACCUUAAAUAUCGAAAAUUUAGAAAAAAAGUAAAAUCAAAAUCGAAAAAUGUAUACCAAAAUCGAACAGAACUCAAAACCCCAAAUUACCAACAUGGAUUGCAGUGAAAAUUUGUCAAAAGACCUUGAGCUUAAGCUUAAUAUAAAAGGAAACAACUACGAACCGGAAGUAAUGUCCCCAGCUGAAGAAGAAAUUAUGAGAUGUUUGAGGACUUCGAAAGCGAGAUUGGAAAAAGUUGGGAGUGUUGAUUCAGCUAUUGAUAUCGACGGGGAAGCUAUGGAACCCCAAGGUCCUUCAACAAAAGGUCGUCGUUUAACAUUGACUAUUACUGAUCUCCCAUUAAGACCUGCCCUUUUGCCAAUCGCUGAGCCAAAUGAUCUCUUAGAUUCACCAACUACAGAAGUUCAAGUUACCCAACUGACAGUUCCCACUUCAGUUUCCAGUAGAUUGCUGUUAGAAGAAAAUGUUGUCGAAAUUCCCGAAGAACGUUUUGUAUCAGUUUCACGGCGACAAUCUGCCCAAAGUUCCCUAAGUGACUAUCAAAGCAGUGAAGGUGGUGGUGUAGUUCGGUUUGUCCGAACACCUUCGGUAGUCGUUUCGGAUUAUUCCGAUGAACCAAUGUGUGGAAUUACACAGGAAGAAAUGGAGUAUUUCCGGGCACAAAGAUUGCGACGAAGAUUUUCCAUGGAGACUUCUUCCAGUAGUAAGAAGGAUGAUAAUACUUCGGAUGUUAGUGCAUCAUCUUCGUGCAGUAAUUUGUAUUAUUCCGAGUCGAAAAUCAAUCCAUUACCAAUCGAUCAUAAGAUCCCAGAAAGUUCUACAUAUCAGGCUACGAUAUGACAACAGCAAUCGCAUUUACUUUGAUAUAAAAAAACAAAAAGGCCAAAUUCUUUGAGGAAUACCUACGUCAUUCGAUUCGUGUUUAUUAGCUAGUUGAUUAUGUUAUCACGUGAUAAUAAAAUAAUACAUACAUUAAAUCGAUUAUAUCCGCAAUAAAAAAUAAAAAAAAGUGAACUGUGUUUAGCGAUUAAGAACAAUUUUAUGUGACCUCCUUCUUUUAGUAUUAAGAUAUAAUUAAUGUACCUAAAUGAUCUAUAGUUUGUAAAAUACUAGCAAUAUUUUAAUGUGUCACCAAAUAAAAAUAAAUUAUUUGUA
Messenger RNA from Episyrphus balteatus (marmalade hoverfly), 1427 nucleotides. RefSeq lists its product as uncharacterized. The record is from RefSeq and is a predicted model, not a curated record. Lineage: Eukaryota; Metazoa; Arthropoda; Insecta; Diptera; Syrphidae. The transcript has a single exon. Bases 321 to 1112 code for a protein of 263 amino acids.